Messenger RNA from Rattus norvegicus (Norway rat), 871 nucleotides. NCBI's taxonomy places the organism in Eukaryota, Metazoa, Chordata, Mammalia, Rodentia, Muridae. The record is from RefSeq and is a predicted model, not a curated record.
GUAGUUGUGAGUUGCCCAGUGUAGGUGCUAGGAACUGAAUUCUGGUCCCUGGAACCCAUGUAAAAAAACCAGAUGACUGUGCUAGUCAGCUCAGUGUUAGAGAGGUACCAAUGAGCAACACUAUCUCAAAGCAGGUAAACACACACACACACACACACACACACACACACACACACACACGUACAUCUGGUUAUUAUGCAUCUGUCUGUAUCAGAACAGGUAUGAGAAGCAGAAGAUAAGAUCUGAGAGACUCUUCUCUGUUUUACCCUCCAAUAUCCUCUGGGGUGGAGCUCAACAAGAUUCCUUCAGCAGAGAUGAGUUUAGUCCAGGCUACACAUUUUGAGAUGAGGAAGGUGGAUCUCUGCUCGAGCACUGAAGGGACAGAAGUGAUUCUGGCCACGUCGAGUGAUGAAAAGCACCCGCCUGAAAACAUCAUUGACGGGAAUCCAGAAACCUUUUGGACCACCACAGGCAUGUUUCCCCAGGAGUUCAUUAUUUGUUUCCACAAACACGUAAAGAUUGAAAAGCUUGUGAUUCAAAGUUACUUGGUGCGGACUUUGAGGAUUGAAAAGACCACAUCUAAAGAGCCAUUGGAUUUUGAGCAGUGGGUUGAAAAAGAUUUAGUACACACAGAGGGGCAGCUUCAAAAUGAAGAAAUUAUGGCACGAGAUGGCUACGCCACUUUCUUGAGAUUCAUUAUUGUCUCAGCGUUUGAUCAUUUUGCAUCUGUGCACAGCAUUUCUGCAGAGGGACUGACAGUCUCAAGUCUUCCUUAGUGAUUACAACAGCAUGCUCUGAACUACUUUUAGAAUAUAUUUAUUGAAACACAAAGCUAUCUUUGAUAUGUUUACUAUUAAAUAGAUUUGUAUCA